GGCUGCAUUCCUGCCUGUGCUGAAUCCAUAGCCUGCAGCAUCGGGAUCAGGCAGAGGCAUGUCAGCAUACCCAGAAAAACUUCACACAUUCCUGUGCGCUCUGAACAACGACAUCUCGCCAUUCUCUCUAACAAUGUCACGUCCUUAUACUGGGUCAUCUUAACUGCUGGGUUUAGCGUAUCGGCAAAGAAGAAGAAAAACAUGCCGGUUCAUUCUGGUAAAGCUUAAGUUUUGAUGUCAGCUGCUGUUUCAUCAGAGCUAUUGCUGUUUCCUGCUGCCGCCUCCAAAGUGUGAAGGUGGCCUCCUUGUUCUCCAUGUCUUGCUAAAGCUUCAGACGUGGGAUUAGAGCACCAUGUUGGAGCCUCAAGAAUCUCGAUACAAUAUCGAGGAGUGGCUGAUGACCCUUCGCUUGUCGCAGUACAUCUCCUUCUUCCAGAAGGCUGGAUAUCGGGUUGUGGAAGACUGCAGAGGACUCACAGAUGAGCGACUCCUGGAGCUCCAGGUGCUGCCGACCGGCCACCGUAAACGAAUCCUCUGGAGUUUGGAGGCACAAGGGUUGAAGCAAGAGGGUGGAGAGAGAGGUGAAAGCGAGCAGGAUACUCGGGAGAGUGAUGGGAAUCAAAAGAAGCCACCGUUACUCCCGAGACACGUUUUCCGUAAUUACCGAAGCACGGGGGUGUCCUGUCAACAUAACCAACCGAAGGAGAACAGGGACUAUAAUGUGGAAGGGAGUCAGACUUUGCCUGCAGGUGCAGGACUAACACCAGAUCCUGAGAACCAGCCCGGUCGCCGACAUAUUAUUCCACCAGUACCUGCCCCACGAAACCUCCAGCUUGCACAGACGUCUGUGUCCUCACGUCCCUGCUUUCCUACCUCCAUGCUCUCGAGCAGCAGCAAUGAAUCGCUUCCCACCUCGGAAACGCCCUCCGAUUUCGAGGCCUCUUCAGAAGAGCAGUGUCAGUGGAACUGUGACUCUGUGCCCUCUGCAACCGAUGCUCUCCGUCUAGUGCUAGCUGAAGACCAAGAGGAUUUUUAUGGUGAGAUGGUGGAAAACUCAAUCUACGAGGCACAACCAGCCGGCCCGCGACUUACCCGCUCCUACCGGUUAAGGCACCGGCCUGUUCCUGAAAUCCCCAGCGAACCUGCUGCUGCGCUCCUGGACAGGAGCGCACAAACAACCAGCCCUGAACACCUAACCGGCUCAGAGCGUCCCACUGGUGCAAACGGCAUACAGAAAGCUCCACUUCAAAGAACCUUGACGCCCAUCGCUCCCUACGGAGAAAUAUUCCUGUACAACAAGCCCGGCUCGGCUCCGGAAAAAGGCGCCAAAGACGGGUUGCAGGGCUUUAAGGCCAGGAUGAAACCGAAGAAAAAGAGAAAAAAAGCCAAAGAAAAAGAGAGUCCUCCGUCCCCACCUGUCCCCAACGCAGACGGAUACUCGACCGUGAAAAUGUGUGCCAGCAUGCUACCUCGGGCCAGUCUGGACACGGCUUUUUCCACGACCCCCGACACUGCCCCGGCUGGUUUGGCGAGCCCCGUCCCCGAAGACGAGUCCAUGAUCAUGGUGGAGUGCGACCUCUACACGGAGUCUGCAAACUGUCGAGGGAUUGUGACGGACAGCGCAGAGCCCGAUAUCUCGCCGUACGCCUGCUUCUACGGAGCUCCCAAACAAGCGGUCAAAGUGGGCUGGCUGGACAAGUUGUCACCUCAGGGAAAUUGUGUUUUCCAAAGAAGAUGGGUGAGAUUUGACGGCGAGAGUCUGGGCUACUACAACAACGACAAGGAGAUGUACUCCAAAGGUCUGAUCCUGGUCAGUGCCAUCAGACAGGUGAAAGGACUGGGCGAAAAUAAGUUUGAGGUCAUCACGGGCCUCCGGACUUUCACAUUCCGGGCCGAGAAAGAAGGGGAGCGCCAGGAGUGGAUGGAAACUCUUCAGACGGCCGUGCGCCCCCCCGCCUGCAGCUCCCAGAAGUGCACCGACAGCCUUCCCCACCUCUCCUCCACAAACAAGCGAGGCUUGCUGGAGCUCCGUGGUUACAAAGGCAGACUGCUGGUGUCCCUGGUGGGGAGUAAAGUCAGGCUCUGCAAAACAGAACAGGUACUUCCAACACCACCGGGAACUCCUCUGUAUAGAAUGACAGUUUUGUGUUUAAAAGACGGAAGAUGAUAAGCCUCCUUGAAGCGGCGGCGGGAGAGUUGGAGAGGCUCGUGAAUGUGCAACGCAGAAAGUAAAUAUCUGCGUUAUGCGCAUGUGUGUUUUAAGAUGUUUCGGUCUGCUCUGAAAUACUGGGUGCUUGCAGAAAAGGCACAUGCUAGCACACGGAAAACACUGGUUUGCAAACCUUGUUGCUCAGCCCCAAAAAUUACAACAACCGGAAAUGCAAGACCUUCACGUGCAAAUCCAAAGUUUGGUUGUAGACGUCAUACAGACCCUCUAAGCUUUUCCUGAAUUUCUUUUAUUAGAAGCGCAAACGUCAAUGUAUUUUACUAUGAUUUAAGAACCUCAGUGAACAUACAGCGUCAUGGAGACGGAUAAAGUUGUGGUAAAGAUCGAAGUUCAGAUCGUAAGUUCAGAACGUCCAAAAGAGCACCGUUCAAUCCAACAGCUGAAAGUAGAAAAAAGUUUGACACAGCUGCAAACCUGCCAAGACGUGACCAUGCAUCUAAACUGAAAAGCUGGGGAAGGAGUGCAUUAAGCAGAGAAGCAGUUGAGAAGUAAUGGAGAAUGGCAAGAAGAAGAAGUAGUACUGUUGAAAGACGACCAUAAGAAGUAAUGCUGGCAUUUUGCUCCAAGCCAAGUAGGAGAUAUGACAAGAAAGUCCUCUGAUCGGAUGAAACCUCAGGUGGCGCUUUGGGCUCCGCGUAAAAUGCAAGAUGUGGUUGAAAACUAACAGUGCAAACCAUCCCCAGUGUGAAACAUGGUGGCAGUAAUCACACUGUGGGACCGCUUUUCAUUAGGAGAGUCACCGACGACGGUCAGAGUCCAUGUGAAGAUGGACAGAGCUAAUUAGAAACACUUGUAAGUGUCACUGCAGCAAAAUGUGGUUAAGCUCCCCUGAAGUUUUGACCCAGCAGAGCUGGAUACAGAUGCAAGGUGAACUUUUCAGAUUCUCAUCUAUAAAAUUUGUAUUUUUUUUCCUUCAUGUAACUACUUUUUCAAGACAGACUGAUAAAUUCCAUCUAACAGUUGGGAAAAAAAAGCAGCUUUGGUGCACUGGAUGCCUUUCGUCAUUCUCAGUCUUUUGUGCUGUGACUGGUGGAAAAAAGUUUAUUCCUUUUUUUUUUUUUUGUAGAAAUUAACACGUCUGUCAAAGUGUGAAUUAAUAGAAAGAUGGCGGAGAAAGUAAUAGUUGCCGAACCUCAGAAAGUUCAGUAUUUACUACCCGUCCGUCUGAAGGUGUGGCCGUUAGCUCGCCUUUAUUUUUUAGAUGCCGACUGAAAGUCACACUCGUCUCUAACAAACUGCAGUUUCAGCAAAGCUAGUGUGAGGUGGCGAAAGCAGGCAUGUGUCAGUGAUGUUGCUGGAAAAGUAUUAGUAUGCAAAGGCUUUCCGACUACAGACUCUACGCCAGUCACACGUUUAUGUAAAACGCUGCCGAACAGCAAGACAGCAGGAGGGAAAAGUGGGUAGAAAUUUGCAAAAAGUCAAGUGUGGCAAAACUAAGAGAAGCUGGCACUGUUUAAAACAGAAACUUUCUCUCAAACACUGAAAUAAUACAUAAUUUUUUUUUCCCCAGAUGGGAUAUAAAGCACCAUGAGACACUAGGAAACCUUUUAAAAACUUUAGAAGUGUACAUUUGUUCUCACUGAUUACAGAAUGUCAGACAUAAAAGGAUCACAAGUUUGCUUUUUAUUUUAUAGUUCUCAACUACAGCAAAACACAGAAGGCUUGUUUUGCAGAAACUAGAAUGUGUAUUUCUUUGAGGGAAAAAAAACAAAAAACUAUUCAGGAGUUGCAGUCAAGCAACCAUACGAAAAAGUCAAACUUGGACUAAGUUUGUGUGGAAACGAUUAGGUUUGCUCCCGGUUUUAAAUGUCUUUUACACUUAAAAGAGCCCAAACGGAGGAUUGCUAUUGAAUGACGAGUUAUCAGGCAGUUGCCUGACCGCCUGACAGUCACCAUAAAGCACUGAGUGAAGAUCACCAGACAGCAUGUCUUGCAGAUGCUUUACAGAGCUUUUCUCCUCUCGAUGCAUCACAUAUUAAUCUUACAUGAAAUGGGGUAGCUUGUAUUGUCAUCCCAUUAUCUUGCAUUGCGUUUUGAAACUAAAACAAGUCGGCGUUGAAUAAUUUAGACAAAGUUUGACCCAUCUGGUGUUAAGUCUGUUAUUGGUCAGUCAUGCAUGUACGAAGAUGUAGAGUUAAAAUUAUUUACUUUUAAUAGAAAAGCAUGUUUUUAAGGGAAAAUGAGACGGGUAUAUCUCCCAGCAUAACAUUUAAAAUGCUCCAAAAUUAUGCAUGUUCUAUAGUAGACUUUUUUUUUUAUUGACAUUGAAUUAAAUUCAAAAUAUUUUUUUUCCAAACAAAAAAAA
Poecilia latipinna (sailfin molly) is the source of this 4532-nucleotide messenger RNA. Its product is annotated as arf-GAP with Rho-GAP domain, ANK repeat and PH domain-containing protein 2. The coding region runs from base 353 to 2167 and encodes 604 amino acids. The transcript has 10 exons. NCBI's taxonomy places the organism in Eukaryota, Metazoa, Chordata, Actinopteri, Cyprinodontiformes, Poeciliidae. Gene Ontology annotation, molecular function: phosphatidylinositol-3,4,5-trisphosphate binding; GTPase activator activity; protein binding. Gene Ontology annotation, cellular component: cytoplasm. The record is from RefSeq and is a predicted model, not a curated record.